Molecule: messenger RNA, 3308 nt
Organism: Pogona vitticeps (central bearded dragon)
Lineage: Eukaryota; Metazoa; Chordata; Lepidosauria; Squamata; Agamidae
Source: RefSeq, a predicted model, not a curated record
CAUGGCUCAUCUGGCUGAUGUCUCAGGCAUUAGCAUUGGACAAUUGUAAUUUCAGGAGAAACAACAUUGAGCCAGGCUGACAGAAGCAAAGAUGGUGCUGAACCAAUGGCAUCUUUUAAAUGUGUUAGUGCUACUACAUUUGGUGGCAGGAACAAGGGUAAAGCUCAACAAUGGUGGCUUCGAAGAUGUUGUUAUUGCAAUUAACCCUGGAUUACCUGAAGAUGACAAAAUAAUUGACAACAUUAAGGAAAUGGUUACAGAGGCUUCAUCUUACCUCUUCAAUGCUAGCCAGCAAAGGUUUUAUUUCAAGACAGUAAAAGUUGUAAUCCCAUUGACAUGGACACCCAAAACUGAGUAUAAAAGAGUUACCACUGAAUCUUAUGAAAAUGCUGAUGUCAUCGUGGCUGAUCCUUACUUGAAAUACGGAGACGAUCCUUACACCUUGCAGUAUGGAGGGUGUGGGGAACAGGGGCGAUACAUCCAUUUCACAUCUAACUUCCUGACUAAUGACAGCUUGCAUGAUGUUUAUGGAUCACGAGGCAGAGUCUUUGUUCAUGAAUGGGCUCAUCUCAGAUGGGGUGUCUUUGAUGAAUACAACAACGAUGCACCUUUCUACACUACUGGAACAAACAAGGCUGAAGCAACCAGAUGUUCAGCAGCUAUCACUGGUCAAUAUAGAAUCCAAACUACCCCUGGAAGUACUAGAAAAUGCAAAAUUGACCAUCGAAGUCAGCUUUAUGAGGCUGGAUGCCAAUUUAUUCCAGAUAAAGUACAAACUACUCCAGUGUCUAUAAUGUAUGCACAGAGUAUCUCUUCAGUUACCCAGUUCUGUGACGAAAGCAACCAUAACAUUAAUGCAGCAAAUAUGCAAAACAAACUCUGCAACUACAGAAGCACAUGGGAAGUUAUUAUGAACUCCACUGACUUUGCUAGUUCAUCUCCCAUAAAUACUCCUUUCCUUGACCCCACCAUCGUCUUGAUGCAAACACGGGAUAGAGCUUUGUGUCUAGUACUUGAUGUCUCUGGGAGCAUGCAAGAUAAUGAUCGACUUCUCCGUCUGAGGCAAGCUGCAGAAAUAUUCCUCUUGCAGAUUAUUGAAACAGGGUCCUGGGUUGGAAUUGUGACAUUUAAUAGCGCAGCAACAAUUCAGACUGGUUUGCAACAUAUUGUCAGUGAUGCAGUACGCCAAACUCUUACAACUUAUUUGCCUACUUCAGCAGGCGGAGGAACUCGCAUAUGUGCUGGUGUGGAAAAAGGAUUUCAGGUGUUUUUACAAAAAUAUCCAAGUACAGAAGGCUGUGAAAUUGUGCUCCUGACAGAUGGAGAAGAUAAAACCAUAAGCUCUUGCUUUACUAAUGUUGCAAACAGUGGCUCUGUAAUUCACACCAUAGCUUUGGGGCCAAGUGCUGCCAAAGAACUAGAAAUGUUGGCAGACAUGACAGGAGGCUUGAAAUUUUCUGCUACAGAUCGUUUGGAUUCUAAUGGCCUCAUAGACGUUUUCAGUGCAAUUCCAUCAGGAAGUGGAAACACCAGUCAACAAUCUAUUCAGCUGGAAAGUAAAGGAGAAAGCAUCAAUCCCAACCAGUGGCUGGAUGGUAUUGUAUCUAUUGAUAAAACUGUGGGAAAUGAUACUUUCUUUGUAGUUACAUGGAGUCUGAGCACAUAUCCACCGGGAAUUUUCCUAACGGAUCCAAAAGGGAGAAGAUACACACAGGCCAACUUUGUCAUUGACAAGACCAAUAUCCGAACAGCUCGACUCCAGAUUCCUGGAACCGCAUUGGCAGGAAAUUGGGUGUAUUCAAUUCUGAACACCCACUCAACAGCUCAGGUCAUAUCAGUCACAGCCACCACCCGAGCAGCAUCUGCAUCUGUGCCUCCAGUGAUGGUGAAGUCCUACGUCAACAAAGACACCAAUAGUUAUCCUAGCCCAAUUAUCAUUUAUGCGGAGGUCAGCCAAGGAUUUUUGCCAGUGAUUGGUGCAAAUGUCACAGCAGCGGUUGAAUCAGCAUCUGGACAAACUGAGGAGUUAGAGCUUCUUGAUGAUGGUUGGGGUGCUGAUAUUAUAAUGUAUGAUGGGAUCUACUCAAGAUAUUUUGUAGCGUUCAAAGAAAAUGGUAGAUACAACAUUAAAGUGCGUAUCCAGGGUCAAAAUGAGACUGUCAGACGUACCCGCAGACAGAGCCUGUCUCUUUAUAUACCAGGUUAUGUAGAAAAUGGUGAAAUAAAAAUGAAUGCACCCAGACUUGAAGUGAGUGAGGAUGAAAUCCAAGCAGACAUAGAAGAUUUCAGCAGAACCACGUCAGGUGGUUCUUUUGCAAUGUCAGGGGUAGCUGCUGGAAAUCUGAAGGAUGUCUUCCCACCCUGUGCAAUCACUGACCUUGAGGUAGAACCAGUUGAUGAGGGUGAAUUCCUUUUAUCUUGGACUGCUCCAGGAGAUGAUUAUGAUUCAGGAAAAGCUGAAAGAUAUGAAAUCAAAAUGAGUGAAAGCCUCUUGGAAUUAAGAUAUAACUUUACUAAUGCCACUUCCCUGAAUACAUCUAAUUUGAUACCUGAAAUUGCUGGGGUCAAACAAUACUUCCAGUAUAAGCCUGAAAAUGUCACAAAAGAAAAUGACACCAUACUCUACUUUGCCAUUCGUGCCAUUGAUAACAGCAACAACAUUGGACAAGCAUCUAAUAUAGCAAGGGCUGUUCUUCUUGCGACGUUGCCCACUACCCCUAGUCCAGCCACAAGUGACCACCACACUACAUUUCCUGCUGAAAGUAAUGAUGCUCAUAAUGGGUUAAAUACUGUUGCCAUAGUUCUAAUUAUAGUGUGUGUUGCUGCAGUUAUUAUCUGUGCUAUUGUUGGCAUAACAGUAUGCCUUUUAUGCAAGAAAAAAACCCGGACAUUAUGAAACAGGAAUGUGAUAACACUGCUAGUUAUGACUAUGGACAAAAUGGCUUCCCAUGUAAUAGUGAAUGAGCAUCCACAUAUUUGUGGUUGAAAUACCUGUGACAGCACAAAAUCCAUGUAUUUAAAAUUGUAUCUGCUCUGAUCAUGUACAAAGUAAAAGCAAGAUCUAUUUCAUUGUAAGAUGUGUAACAACGGUUGCCAAAUCCACCUACACUUGUGGUACAGCUCCUCCCAUUCUGUUCAUUCAGAUACACUUCUCUUUUGCCCAGUUCCCGCUCUGACAGAGUGAAGAAGAGGGCUGAAAGUUGUGCCCACAGGUUAGGAAAGCCAGGUCCCAGGAACGUAGCAAACUCUGUGUGGCAGAACAGUUUUUGUUCAGACUUCUUCACUAUUGGCCAUCCUCAGUAGCUAUA